Ceratitis capitata (Mediterranean fruit fly) is the source of this 2089-nucleotide messenger RNA. RefSeq lists its product as uncharacterized. Gene Ontology annotation, biological process: proteolysis. NCBI's taxonomy places the organism in Eukaryota, Metazoa, Arthropoda, Insecta, Diptera, Tephritidae. The transcript is spliced from 2 exons. The record is from RefSeq and is a predicted model, not a curated record. Gene Ontology annotation, molecular function: metalloendopeptidase activity. Bases 485 to 1735 code for a protein of 416 amino acids.
CUCACAGCAUUCGAUUAGUUGAAGUUUGUUGAUUAGCGCCGCAGCUUGUCAGCGUCACGCCAGCUAAAUAACAGCAACGUUUGCAUAGUGUCAACGCGCACAAAUUGAGUGUCAUACUCAAAAAAUAAGAAAAAGAAAAAAAAGGAACCAAACUACUAAAAUUGAAGUGAAAAUUUGCCAGCAAAAACUUUUCAAUCCCGCAAAACAUCCAAUAUAUGUGUGUAUGGGAGCUCGAUGAGGUCACGCGCACCAUGUAAAUAACCGAAAAAUUGUUAAAAGUUUUUGACACAAAUCAAAAUUGAGUUUGCGCAAGUCGCAAGCGUUGACCAAGAGCGGAGCGCAGUGCGGCUUGAGUAUAGAAAAUAGGAAAGUUAAACGAGACAGUGAAUAAAGUGAAUAAAACUAUUCAAACAUUUAUGUGACGCCGACCGACAACGUGGGCAAUAGUGACGUGAGUACAUUGCUGGAUUUGUGGUUCAUAACAAUGUUUGCGCUUGACAAGAACAUUCAUCAACGUCCACAUCAUAGUGGGAGAUGUCAACUUUACGCACUCAAAAUACUUUUAUGCGCUUUUCUCGUAACUCUACAGUGUCUGCGCGUGCAGUGCGACGACUUGAGAGCGUAUAAAUAUAUUUCCAAAGCACGUGAGAGGGAAUUGGAGACCCUGGCGUUGCGCAUAAAUGCCUCUGUGAAUCCGGAACGAAUGCCUUGUGAGAGCUUUUACGACUAUGUUUGCAGUUACAAUAAGCCGCUCUUUACGAUUUUGGGCCAUCAACCUGAAUUCACGGAUCUUAUGAAAUUACUCACCGAGCUGCAGCAGGACACGGAGAAAUUCGAUGCCAAAGACAAAAUGAUGGAUUUCUUCAUCUCGUGUAACUCGAAGAAAAUGCUCGAGGAUUGUUAUCGUGAAACUUUCGAAUAUUUUAAGCCGCUCUUCGGCUAUAUCAUCAGUAAGAACUACGUUGGCGCCAAUGCGCCGGAACAUCAAACAUUCCUACACCUGCUGGAGAGCUUCCUCUACAAGGCAGCGCAAACACAUAAUUUCAUGCACCAUCCGAUACGUCACCGCUUGCUGACACUGCGCGAGAAGUUUCGCUUGCCACAGAUCUAUUUUCGCCCACACGAUUUGAGCGCCGAAUAUGCGCCCCUGCUGAUGUACCGCGAGAGUUAUAAGCACAAUGUACGCAAUUUGGAGUUGCAUCGUCGUCACAACUCGACCUUUGAACUGGGUGUGGAGCGUACAAUGUUGGAGUGGACUUUGUAUUUGUAUCAGAGUCGCAAUAUGCCGAUGUCUUACUACUAUCCAACACUGAAUGUGCACUUGUGGAUGACUUUGUACAAUACGACGGAGCGUGAUCGUGAGCCGAAGCGUGUACAUGAGUUGGCUGAGUGUCUGAAGUUGCCGCCGUACGUGCAUGUGUUGGAUGAGGCGCGUGUGCUGGCUGUGAUUUAUCUGAAGGCUUUCCAAAAUGCUUGGAUUGACUAUAGUAAUUGGAUCAAACCUGACAUCUCGAGCGUCAACAAUGAAAUCUACAAUAGCGAGAAUAGGAAACUUCAGCGUUUCGGCUUGGAUAAUAAGAAAAUAUUCUUCAUUUUGUAUGCGCAAAACUUUUGUGAGUUUGGCAAAGAGUUGGCUGAGAAUAUCUUUUAUUUGGGUAUGAAACAGAAUCGCGAUUUUGCCGAUAGCUUCCAAUGUGUGCUCCCACCAGGGCCGCGCAUGCCUUGUGAUGUGUAGUGCUGGUUAAAGAAAGGCAUUACGAUUUUUUAAUAUAUAUUUUUACUUACUGCUUAAGGGGGUUUCAUGUUCGAUAUAAUAGAUACUUGUAGAUUCUUACUCGCUAUGGUUUUAAAUAAACAAUUUGAUUACUGUUUCCAACACAACAAUAUAAAAAAGUUUCCAAAAGAAUUUCAUAUAUAAAAGUCUUAUGUCCGCUUGGAAAAAUCCAGUAAUUUCUAAAAAUCUUCAAGAGUUACCAAGCCGAUUGACUUGAAAUUUAGUCAGAUUGCUUCUAUGAUACCUGGGAAGGGUUUUACGAAUGCUAGUUAUGGCGCGAUUUACUUGAAAUUCGGUACGUAGGUGUCUUUUUGC